This is a messenger RNA of Ascochyta rabiei, 1533 nucleotides long. RefSeq lists its product as uncharacterized. NCBI's taxonomy places the organism in Eukaryota, Fungi, Ascomycota, Dothideomycetes, Pleosporales, Didymellaceae. The transcript has a single exon. The coding region runs from base 1 to 1533 and encodes 510 amino acids. The record is from RefSeq and is a predicted model, not a curated record.
AUGGGUGGUCCAGCGGACGUCCAUCGGACGGACGCCGGACAGACGCCGGACGCGCCCCUCGCCGAAUGGUCAAGGAUCAUGGCAGUGGGAAUCGACGGCGGCCCCAUCCCAGAAGAUGACGCCCCAGAUAUGGAGGAGCUCAAGUAUGUGCCAGAGCACCUCCAUCACAAGUGGUUUGCCUUCAGCAAACGGCAGACGAGUGUGUUGGCACCACACCGGGAGUAUGAUCACUCCAUAGAUAUUGAGGCUGGUGCCAAGGUUCCCAACCUCCCGAUCUAUAACCUGUCCCGCCGAGAGCUGGAUAUACUCCGGGAAUACCUCGAGGCGGCACAGGAGAAGGGCUGGAUCCGCCCAAGCAAGUCGCCGGCGGGAGCCCCCAUCCUGUUCGUCCCCAAACCCGAUGGUACUAUGAGACUGUGCGUCGAUUACCAGGGAUUAAACAAGAUAACCAUCAAGAACCGGUAUCCUAUCCCACUGGUGAGCGAAAUGAUGGAUCGACUGUCGAAAGCGAAGGUCUUUACUAAGCUGGAUCUACGUGACGCCUAUCACAGGCUCCGGAUCAAGGAGGGCGAUGAGUGGAAGACCGCGUUCAAGACGCGAUACGGUCAUUUCGAAUACCUGGUCAUGCCGUUCGGGCUGGCCAACGCACCAGCCACGUUCCAAUCCUAUAUCCACCGAGCCCUGGGAGGCUUACUGGAUAGGAUCUGCGUGGUGUACCUGGACGACAUCCUUAUCUAUUCCCAGAACAAGGAGGACCACGACAAGCACGUCGAGGAGGUCCUAGAUUGUCUGGUUGAGUGGGGGAUGUUCGCGAAGGCAAGCAAAUGCGUCUUCUCCAGUAAAUCAGUGGAGUUUCUGGGAUUUGUUAUCACCCCAGACGGUGUGGUAAUGGACCCUGAGAGGGUCCGUACCAUCACUGAAUGGCCUGAACCAUCCAGUUAUAAGGAUAUUCAAGUGUUCUUAGGCUUUGCCAACUUUUAUCGGCGAUUUAUAUUCAACUAUUCAGGAAUCGUCCGGCCGCUCAUCGACCAUAUGACGGCCGCCCAGCGCCCGGAGGAGGACCGGGGGGUCCCCGGUCAAGAAGAGGGGGGGGCGAAACCGAAGAAGAGUUGGAAGGGACUAACAAAAUGGUAUAAACCAUGGCACUGGCCAGAGGAAGCUCGCACGGCGUUCCUCACGAUCAGGGAGAAGUUCACAGGGGCCCCAGUGCUUCAGCACUUUGACCCGAACAAGCCUAUCAUCGUCCUUACCGACGCGUCAGAUUUCGCCAUAGCAGCCAUCCUGUUGCAACCCCAAACGUCCGACCUGGCCACAGAGCUUCACUGGAAGCCUGUGGCGUAUUGGAGCCGGAAGUUCACGGGCCCAUCCAUCAGAUGGCACACCCACGAUAAAGAACUGUCCGCGAUCGUCGAAGCCUUUAGGCAAUGGAGACACUAUCUCGAACACGCCCCGGCAACGAUCAGAGUACUCUCAGAUCACAACAACCUGAGGUACUUCAUAACAACGAAGGAGCUCUCUCCUAAACAAGCCUGA